CCGCACGCGCUCACACCGUAACGCACGUCAACACGUCGGGUCAACGUUUUUCGCGUUUUAUUUAUCUCUCCGACGUUUAACGUACAUAAUAAUAUAUUUAUAACAUAUAAAAUAAUAUUAUUACUAUUAUUAUUAUUAUUAUUAUUAUUAUGUUUUUCUGACACGGUUUUUAUCACCUCCGCAGACGAGACACGUCCGAGUCCAACGUCGUCAUAGUCGCGCGCGCCCCCGACGGAUUUGGAUAUUGCGUUAUCGCGCGUCGUCCAUUAUUCAAGUUCAAGUUCGUAGUUUCGUACAUGUUCUGGUGCACCGACUGACGUUCAGCGACGAACCGCGAGAAUCAGACAAUCAGUUGUUGUUGUCGCGCUCGUGGAUCCCUUGACCGCCGCACACCGCCGUCCUUUUUUCAGCUUUUCGAAUAAGAGUAAUAAUGGCCGAUCAGCAGCAAUAUUUUCUGAAAUGGAACGACUACCAGAGCAACAUGGUGUCGUCCUUCAAACACCUGAGGAACGAGAAGAGCUUCACGGACGUAACACUCGCUUGCGAAGGACAAACGUGUAAGGCACACAAAAUGGUGUUAUCAGCCUGCAGCCCUUACUUCAAAGCUUUGUUAGAGGAAAACCCAUCAAAACAUCCUAUCAUAAUACUUAAAGAUGUACCAUUCAGUCAUUUGCAGUCCAUACUUGAAUUUAUGUAUGCAGGAGAAGUUAACAUAAGCCAGGAACAACUGCCAGCUUUUUUAAAGACUGCUGAUCGUUUGAAGGUCAAAGGUCUUGCAGAAGCUCCACAAACUAUUAAAAAAGAUUAGUAUCUACUCAACAUUGCUAAAUAUGUUUUUAAUUAAAUUAAUUUUUAUUAGCAUAUUAAUGAAGAGCCCAAAUUUGCAUUAUUUUUCCUUUCCUUUUUUAAUGAAUUAUUAUUUUAUUUGUAUUUACCUAUAUUAUACAUUUGUCUAUACAAUUUACAACAGUACA
Myzus persicae (green peach aphid) is the source of this 974-nucleotide messenger RNA. RefSeq names its product longitudinals lacking protein-like (gene lolal). Lineage: Eukaryota; Metazoa; Arthropoda; Insecta; Hemiptera; Aphididae. The transcript has 4 exons. Bases 431 to 808 code for a protein of 125 amino acids. Gene Ontology annotation, molecular function: protein binding. Gene Ontology annotation, biological process: regulation of transcription by RNA polymerase II. The record is from RefSeq and is a predicted model, not a curated record. Gene Ontology annotation, cellular component: nucleus.